This is a messenger RNA of Vitis vinifera (wine grape), 1620 nucleotides long. Its product is annotated as transcription factor bHLH18. The record is from RefSeq and is a predicted model, not a curated record. The coding region runs from base 51 to 1106 and encodes 351 amino acids. NCBI's taxonomy places the organism in Eukaryota, Viridiplantae, Streptophyta, Magnoliopsida, Vitales, Vitaceae. Gene Ontology annotation, molecular function: protein dimerization activity. The transcript is spliced from 4 exons.
CAGUAUCUAGUACAUUUCUGAGGAAACAAAGGACCCGUGCAGCUGUGCUAAUGGAUGUCUUCUCAGCCAACUGGUUAACAGAAAUGGAAAUGGAGGAUCCCACCUUCAUACAUCAGUACAGCCCGAUGCAGUCUCUUGGUGACUCGCUUGAUGAGUUCGAUUUCAAGUCCUUUUCUUCUGAGAACUUCUCAUCUUACCCAUCUUCCAGUCCCAAAAGCAGCAACCCCCACUUGUUCGAUUCAAUCAUUGAAAAUUUUCAGACAGGAGGAGUAGAGAGGCCAAGAAAACAGCUCAAGACCGCUAGUGGGAAGUUUUGCCCCACGGGAUCCAAAACUCUCGAAGCUUCUUCAUCUUCCUCCUCCUACCUGAUUUCUUUCGGGAACUCGGACUUGAACCCAAUCCCUGACGAUACGCUAAACUGGAACGGGAAGCCUAAGGAUAGGGCUGCUGCUAACGGAUAUAUGAAUUUGGAGUCUUUGAUUUCUCAGGACUCCUAUCAGAAGCAAGACCAUUCACCAACAUAUGGCCAGGGAACCAAGAGCCUCAGUUCCACAAGAAAUCCUUCACAAAAUCAGGAACAUGUAAUAGCCGAGAGAAAGCGUCGGGAAAAGCUCAACCUGCAGUUCAUAGCUCUUUCAGCCAUCAUUCCAGGCCUAAAGAAGACAGACAAGGCGUCAGUCCUUGGAGAUGCUGUCAAAUACGUGAAACAGCUUCAAGAACGUGUGAAGAUGCUCGAAGAACAGACAACAAAGAAAAUGGUCGAAUCAGUGGUCACUGUAAAGAAAUAUCAGCUCUCAGAUGACGAAACAUCUUUAUCUUAUCACGACUCUGAUAGCUCCUCCAACCAACCACUCCUUGAAAUUGAAGCAAGAGUUUCAAACAAGGAUGUACUCAUUAGAAUCCACUGCCAGAAAGAAAAGGGAUUUGCUGUAAAAAUACUUGGAGAAGUAGAGAAGCUUCACCUAACUGUCAUCAAUAGCAGUUUCAUGCCAUUUGGGGAUUAUACUAUGGAUAUUACUAUUGUUGCUCAGAUGGACAAUGGUUUCUGUACGACUGCAAAGGAUCUAGUUAAAAAACUCCGACUGGCCUUUCUGCAGUUCAUGUGACUAUUCAUUGCAUCCUAGACUGCUAUUGCCGUUCUGGGCUUUGUUUGUCCUUUUCAUUUAGGUAUAUCUUCCGGUGACAGUUAAACAUAGUGUUUUUUUUUUCCUCGCCCAUGUGAGUGAAUUAAUAAAAGGAGUGUAAAGUACUCUUCGUCUUGGACCACCUGCAGCUGCUGAGGUUCUGUUUCGCACUGGGGCUUGCUGUGUCUGGUUUUUUUCCUCCUUGACCUGUUGACCAGGUUUAUUUAUCCCCUGUGUUCGUUUUUAGAGAAGCCCACAGCUUUUUUGGAGGGGUUUUUUGAGGGGUUUCGCAUAUGAACGAGACCUCUUUCUUUCUCCUUUCUCCUUGUACUACCUACGUGGUCAGAAGAAGAGCACUUCAUAAUUCAUUUGUGAGGUUGGAUUAGCCUUUGUUUUAGUCCAGGGAAUUAUUUCUUGCACUUUUUGGAUGAAAUCUCUGUGUAGUUUAUUCGAAACUGUGAUUUAGCAAUUCAACAAAUAAGAUCUGUUUGGACAA